Messenger RNA from Electrophorus electricus (electric eel), 4173 nucleotides. It is a transcript of the gene garem2, whose product is annotated as GRB2 associated, regulator of MAPK1-like. The record is from RefSeq and is a predicted model, not a curated record. Lineage: Eukaryota; Metazoa; Chordata; Actinopteri; Gymnotiformes; Gymnotidae.
CGUCUGCCCUCGGCAUGGCGCGAGGCGACGGCGCGAGACACCACGCUCCCGGACGAGCCCGCACGCGUUCCCGUGCCGCCGCGAGCCGGUUAUGAUGACGGAGAGAUGGAGAAAUUAUCCGCGAGCGUUUCGGAACUCUCGUGGAGUUCGGUGUCCCUGCCGCUGGACGUGGUCGUCAGCAAAUUCCGCCUGCCGACGCUCGUGAGGCUUAGCCAAGGUGAGAAUGUGGAGGGACUGUCUGAGGAGGAUGUGGUACUGUUACACUCCUGCAGACAGUGGACCACGGUCACCGCCCACUCCCUGGAGGAGGGGCAUUACGUUAUCGGACCCAAGAUUGACAUCCCGCUGCAGUAUCAAGGGAAAUUUAAGUUACUGGAUCAGGACCGCGACGUCCGCGAGCCAGUGCAGUAUUUUGCCAGCGUGGAGGAGAUCGCCGGGACCUUCCCCGAUCGUGUGUUUGUCAUGGAGCCAAUCACGUUCAGCAUGAAGGUGGUGUCGGGCGAGUUCAGCGAGGAUAGCGAGGUGUACAACUUCUCCCUUCAGGCGGGCGACGAGCUGACCCUGAUGGGCCGCACCGAGCUGCUCUGCGUCCAGUCCCCGCGAGACAAGUCCCGCCUGGGUGCCCUGCUGCGCCGUCUGGGCCGGGUGGGCGGAGCCCCGGGCCGGUCGGCUCGCGCCAAGACGCCCUGCCUGAUCUGCAUGAACCACCGCACCAACGAGAGCGUGAGCCUGCCGUUCGGCUGCCGCGGCAGUUUCUGUACGCGCUCGCCGCUGGAGCUGCAGAUGCAGGCAGGCGAGCACACGGUGCGCAGCAUCAUUGAGUGUGUGCGCCUGCCUGUCAAUGUGGCCGUGCCCAGCCGGCCGCCGCGCAACCCGUACGACCGGCACGCCGUGCGCGAGGGCCAGCGCUACAAGCUCCUGAGCAUCAUCAGUAAGACGGUGGUCCUGUGCUGCGUCCUGCGCAAGGACCAGGUGGUCCCGUCGCACUUCCUGCUGCUGGCCGACAUGCCGCGCUUCUCGCUCCCGGACGGGCUGCUGCACGCGGACCCGGCCUUCCAGCGCGUGGCGCUGCGGAGCGCCCUGCGCUGCCGCGAGGCCUUCGACCCGGACGGGUACUCGCGUGCGGUGCGGGAGGCGCGGGCGGAGCUGGCGGAGGAGUGCGCCAGCCCGUGGCACCGAGCUCAGCCGCGCCCGCCGCUCCGGAGGCUGGCGCUGUGCGUGUACGAGGGCGGAGGCGCGGCGCACCCGCCGGCUCCGGGGGAGGCCCGCGCGCCGCCCGCCGAGGGAGAGGGAGAGGAGCGCGAGUACGUCACACCCGACUGGCCCGCGGAGGCCCAGGAGAUCCCUUAUGAGGAGCUGUGGACCAAUCAGAGCGGCGGGAGCUAUGGGGAGGUGCCCGAGAGUGGUGGGAAGGCAGAGCACAACCUCAUAUCCUUCCACUCCACCUCGUCAUUGGACGGCACGGGAGGCUCCGCCCACGUGGCGGUGGUCCAGAUGGAGGCCGAGCGAGCGUCCACUCCGCCCCCUGUCCCCCCCAAGUCAGAAGCUGUGAAGGAGGAGUGUCGCUUCCUUAAUGCCCCCCCCGUUCCACCUCGCUGUGCUAAAGCAGGAGGCCCCGCCCCUAGCCCUCCAGUCCCUCCCCGUUUUCCUAAAGCUCCGCCCACAAGCACACGCAGCCCAAACCUGUCGUAUUACUCCUCGGGCCUGCAUGAGAGCUCCGGUCCUCGUAGUGGGAACAGCUCUCCAUCUCCUGAGUCCUACUCCCUGUACUGUUACCCCUGCACGUGGGCCGACUGCGUGACCCCCGACGCCUCCGCGUCACCCGACCCCAGCCAACCAGCGCAGGUCUGCUGGUCCCGCCCCAGAGGAGGCGUGGCCUUCACCUCCAACGUACUGAACACACCCCUGCUAAGCGCUGACUCUCUCCAAAAGAAUUACUCCGCCUGCCCCCUGUCCCGCCGGGCCGCGCAGAGCCGCUUUGCGCCGUUCGGUGCUCUGAACCCUUUCGCCAACCCUGGCCAUGCCCACGCCUCUUCCGAUUGGCUCGCCACUGGCGAGCCCCAGAACUCCCCUGCUCCAAUACCCGACCUCUGUAGCUCCACCCCUCCGGAGCCUCAAGCCAAUCAGGAAACCCCAGAGGCCGGCGCGGUUCCUGUAUCCAGACCGACAAAGAGCACAGAGGAGGAGGACACCUCCGGUGUGGUCAGGGGCGCCCAGGGCGGCGCCGAGUCGUCGUGGCGACCCCCUGCCGACCUCUGCUGGCUCUCGGUGGAGGAGGUGUCGGCCAGCCUGCGGUUCAUCGGACUGUCGGACGACGUGGUGGGCGUGUUCAGCAGGGAGAGGAUCGACGGCUCCAUCUUCACCCAGCUGACGGAGGAGAUCCUCUCCGACGACUUCAGCCUCACGAAACUACAGGUCAAGAAGGUCAUGCAGUUUAUCAAGGGAUGGAGGCCCAAGAUAUGAGCCGACACACACACUCGCACAAGCGCACGUACAGGCAACGCGAUGGUCACACAGAUACGUUACAAUGUGCCAGAGAGAAGAAGCACAAUACUGUGUGUGUGUGUGUGUGUGUGUGUGUGUGUGUGUGUGUGUGUGUGUGAGAAUGGUAUCAUACUCAUCGCACUGAUAUGUUUUAUAGGUUUGGAGGCUCAGCUGCUAAGGGACACAGUCCCAUCAAACUACUAAACACCAUCACUUGGGUGUGUGUGUGUGUGUGUGUGUGUGUGUGUGUGUGUGUGUGUGUGUGUGUGUGUGUGUGUGAGACAGGCUUCAAAGUUAUCAGCCACUGAAUGUCUCUGAUGCAGUAGCAAUCUAAGUUUUGACAGAAGAGUUUUUAUAUAUUUAAAUAUCACUCAUUCAGCGCAAACCUUCACAGCUACUCCAGAGACGUCCCCAAAUGUCCCUGCUGUAUGGACACUGUGGAAAUAAGGGGACCUUCUGAGGACUACACCUCCUCGAUCAUAAAUGUGUGACAAUAAAUAGUGACUAAUGUAAUUCUGAGCACAAUUUUGCGAUUGUAUGGUGUGACGUUCGGGUGUUCGGUGUUGGGCGGUGCUGAGCAGAGGUGUUGAUCCAGAGUCUUGGACUAACCCUCAUCAUCUGAAGUUGCUGAGCGACGGUUUUACGCAAACUACCUGAUGAAGCCAUGAAACGACAUUUCUGCUCCGUUUUUUAAGCGUUAGACUUAUGAUGACCCACAAUGUGACAACUCUCCAGGUUGCUUGACUUUAAUUGUGUGCGGUUUCAUUUCGUUUUUUUGUUAACUGUAAGUGGACUAGUGACUAGUACCAUAAGACGAAUUUCUCCCCUGCCCCUGGCUGUUGGAAUAGAGUAGCGAGGAUUCAUUUUUUAAGAAGUCAUUUUUUAAAGUCUCAAGUUAGUGGUACGCAGCCAAAAUCAAGGGCGCGUUCACCGAGCUUACUAAUGCACGCGUGCGCGCACACGCACACUGUUUUAAUGGAAUUUCUGCAGUACCACACGCUGACCAGGACGUAAAGCGAUUAUUGAUUCAUUGGCGAGAUCUUAAAAACACUUUAACACUCAACACACAUUUAUUUAUUCCUGAAUAUGGACUCUCGUUCUACUCCGUCACGUGCGUCGACGACGGCCCGCUUCACGCGCGCCGGUGCCAGCAGCGUUCGCGCGCGGGCGCGCGCGACGCCGGAGUUCGUGUGCGUAAAGGACGCUCCAAAAUUCUGUCUGCAACUCCACACACACACACACACACACACACACACACACCCCAACGGAGAGAAAAAAGGUAGAGUGGAUGUCACCCUCGCGCCCGCAAGCACGCUGUAAUUAAGUGACAGUGAUUAAACGCUUACUAACCACAGCUUUUGUGUGCCAGACUGGAGAGUGUGUGUGUGUGUGUGUGUGUGUGUGUGUGUGUGUGUGUGUGUGUGUGUGUGUGUAAUGAGAGGGUUUGGGCAGGCUUCUAUCAGUGUUCCACAGUACGUUCUCAGCACUGGGGAAGCCACAACGGAGUGUUUCGAGUGCAUAAUAUACACGGACACGCGUCGUACUCCGAAUAAUGUUUUAACAGCUACAGUGUUUAUUUCAUUUAUACUGAAAUUUCACCUCCUGUAUGAUUUUAAUCCGUAUGGAUUAGUUUAAAAUAUUAAUAAUUAAAAAAAAGAAACGAAUAAAGAACUCGAUUGUGCUUACUCA